This is a messenger RNA of Microthlaspi erraticum, 1578 nucleotides long. The record is from the annotation of a GenBank genome assembly. Lineage: Eukaryota; Viridiplantae; Streptophyta; Magnoliopsida; Brassicales; Brassicaceae.
AUGGAUUUUAUCCAAAUCCGAUCAAACUUUCUCUUCCAAACUAUUAAAAAACAAAAAGAUGGUGGUCCAGCUGAGUACGAACCAGCAAGCCAUAGUGGAUCUGGGUGGCCCCGAACUGUAAUCCGUCCACUGCUGAGAGCGAGAAGUAGUCGCUGCUCUGUGAAACCAGCCUCACGCAUUACCCUCCUCUUUAGUAACCGUCUGACCCAAGCCUUCGCUCGAACCAGACGAAUAACUCGCCAGCUUGGACCGGGCAGUCCAGAAACAUGCCAAACCAGAACCGACCGUGGAUCCGAACCAGUGUUCCACCAUCUUAUUGUCCCCACUUGGGUCACAAGCUCUAGUUACUUAGCUCGACGUUCUGUAGAUGCUUCUUUUUCGUAUAUAAACAAAUACGAUCUCGGAACUUUGCAGCUUACUUCUGAUUACGUUCCUGGUUAUGGAGUUUCAGAUAGCAGGAGGAGGUUCUUGAAAUCUUCUGUCUCAAGAAGAACACUUACCGUAUCAUCUUGCUCUUCCUGUCUGGUUCACAAACUUGGCGUUGGUAAUGGACAUCUAAAAUCUGCCAUUAACAAAGCUUCCUUUGUGUGCCGAGCAAGUUCUUCAGGCCACAGGAGAAACAACCCUGAUUUCUCAAGAAACAACAACAAGCAUGGAUUCCGAGGCAGAAACAGGCGAAACGAAGACAGAGACGGUUUGGUAGAUGGUAAUGCUCUCGAAGACUCCGAAAUCUUGUCUUACAAAAACGGUCCUAUGUUCUCUCUAUCCAACUCACCGAAGUUCCAGGGUGCUUCAUCAUCACCUGGACCAAGAGAGAAAGAGAUAGUGGACCUUUUCAGGAAAGUCCAGGCUCAGCUCCGAGCUCGAGCUGCUGCUAAGAAAGAAGAUAAGAAGGUUGAAGAAGCUUCUAAAGGACAAGGAGGGAAAGAGAGUGAGACUGUUGACUCCCUUCUUAAGUUACUGAGGAAGCACUCAGGAGAACAGAGCAAGAAGAGAGAUAGCAAUGUUAGUUCUGAGAAGCAGCAGCUACAUGGAGAUGAUGAUGAUGAUGUUGCAGAAAGACAGGAUCACGGUUCCAAUCAUUUCGAUUCGCGGAAUAAAGAUCAGAACGCAGUGCCCUUUACGAGGCCAGCUUCAAGCUUCAGACGCAACUCCCCUGUACCGAGGCAUAAAUCUCAGUCAAGUUAUUUUAGUGAGGCCGACGCCGUUUAUGAUGAGGCAUCAAGUUACAGUGUGACUUGGACUCAGAAAAAGGAUCAAGUAGUGUCUCGUGAUGAACCUGAAUACGAGCCUGAGCUUGAGCCUGAAUCAGAACCAACACUAGCCAUUCUGGAAACAGAAUCAGAGCUGAAACCAGAGUCGUUUUACCAAGAGGAGAGUGAAGAGGAUCAUGAGGUGGCUUUAGAUGAGUUAUCAGAGGAUGAUGAGUCUCUCGUUGUAGAGGAAGAAACUGCGAAAGACGAAGACUUGAGUGCACUAAAGUUGAUAGAGCUUAGAGCCAUAGCAAAAGCAAGGGGUCUUAAAGGGAUUUCGAAGAUGAAGAAAGCUGAGCUUGUUGAUUUGCUGAAUAAAGGAUGA